GCAAAAUACUUGUCUACCAUUAAACAGAAAAAUUAACAUAGUGGAGUGGAGCAUUACAUGAAAAGUAGAACCGACUGAAUGUACUUUCCAGCUCUGUUUGCUGUUUUUACAUCAACUCUGACUUUUAACCUUGAAAUUCAUCCAGUUCAGCAUCAAGUUGAGCAGAAAACCUGCGAUAAUCUGUUAUCAGGAUCAGCUGCACUCAGCUCCACUUAACAAAGACCACUUUCAUUAUCUGUGCGUGCGUGUGCGUGUGCGUGUGCGCGCGUGUGUUGGAGGCGGGUCUUUCAUCCUGCUUCACUCCGGAGCAGCUCCUCCUGACACACGGACGCACUUCUCUCCUCUCCGGGGCAGAGCGCACAUCUCUGCCGGCCGGAGAGCAUGAAGUCCCGGCAGGCGGCCCGAGGACGCACCGCUGAGGGAGAAUGACCGGGAGGAGUCGGACUUAUUCACGGAGAAACGAGGCUUUAAGUUCGGACUUCUUUACAGCGGGACCGGAGCGCAGUUUGUUUCUGGAUGUUUUGGAUCCGUUUCUCUCUGAUUAUGGAGUCUAAAAUCUAAAAAGAGACCUUUUUGUUCAUUAUUCUUAAAGUUUGAGCAGAAACCAACCCGGAGGAUCCGCUGGAGAAACUUUGUGACUCGGACAUGGAGCCGGAGGAGGGGAAGAUCUCGGUGUGGGUCUGCCGGGAGGAGAAGCUGGUCUCCGGCUUAACCAAGAGGACCACCUGCGCCGACGUGGUCCGAGUCUUGCUGGAGGACCAGAACCUGCAGCAGGGCGUCUCUGCCGCGAUGCUGUCCGGAUCCCCGCAGAACUACUGCGUGGUGGAGAAGUGGAGAGGCUUCGAGCGGAUUCUGCCCAACAAGACCAAGAUCCUGCGGCUGUGGAGCGCCUGGGGCGACGAGCAGGAGAACGUCCGCUUCGUGCUGGUCAAGAACGAGGCGUCGCUGCCCAACAACGGGCCCCGCAGCGCCGAAGCCCGGGUGGUCCAGAGCCGGGAGAGCGGCGGACCGGGCGGGCUGCUCCGAGGGACCGCCCGGAGCUGCUGGACCGCCGCCGCCGCAGCAGCAAACUUAUCCCAGGAGAAGCAGCGGCGCAUCGUGAGGAAGGCCUUCAGGAAGCUGGACAAGAUGAACAAGAAGAAGGAGGAGGCGGUGUGUAAGGACAAGGGCUCUGCGGAGAAGAUGGAGACGCUGGUCCACCUGGUGAUCUCCCAGGACCACACGAUCCGCCAGCAGAUCCAGAGGAUCAAGGAGCUGGACCGGGACAUCGAGCGCUACGAGGCCAAAGUGCACUUCGACCGCAUCCAGAGACACGGGGUGAACUACGUGCAGGACACCUACCUGGAGGCGGAGGCGACACCUGCGGACUGGAAGCGCAAAGCGGAGCGGCAGGACGCGCGCUGCUCCGCGGAGGCGCUGGCGCAGUUCGAGGAGUACGCGCGGCGCUGCGAGGAGGUGGUCCGGCUGCAGGAGGAGCUGACGGAGCGGGAGGCGCUGAUGGACAGCAUCACCGGGGAGAUCCAGGAGGAGCUCAACCGGCGCUGGAUGAAGCGGCGGCGGGAGGAGAAAGGAGCGGAGGCGGCGCAGGACGCGGACGGCGUCGCGGAGGAGAUGUGCGUCACCGCCGCCGCUCCAGCUGCGGAGCCAGAUGUGGAGAGUCUGUCGGAGAACGAGCUGGUUCUGGAGGAGGAGCGGAUCAAAACCCAACUGGACACCAGCCUCUACAUCGGCCUGAGGCUGAAGACAGACCUGGACGCCAUCAGGGGCGAUCUGGACCUGAGCCUGGCGCUCUGGGAGACCAAGGAGAGCGAACUGCUGGAGCUGCUGGCCCGAGUGGAGACCAUGGAGAUAGAGCAGGAGAAGCUGGAGGACGGCGAGCAGGGGGAGCUGGAGGCGGGGGGAGCCGAGGCCGAGCCGGGCUCAGAGAGGAGCGGCUGGGUGGAGCAGGCCAGGGGGCUCUCCAAGACCUGCAGCACCAACGACGAGGACUCGGACACCGGACUGAGCUCCAUGCACAGCCAGGACUCCGACAACCCGCCGGUCUGCGAGUCCCUGGUUUAGACUGAUGAGCUUCAAGCAGCUCCACGAACUCAGGGCAGAGGAUCAGUGUUGGAUGAACCUCUGAGGACUUUAAUUCUACAGCAAUAACUCUGCUUCAUGUAGUCUUUGCACAACAAUCAGCUGGAGGAGCAGCAGAGAAACAUCUGGACCAGCAGGGCUCCUGGAAACACGGAACCACUGAUUACUGAGUAGAUUAAAGCUCUAAGAAGAAACAUUAUUUAAGUUGCUUUGACAGAAUUGUGUUGCUUCAACUUGAUAUUGUGAGUAAAUUAAACUAAAAGUUCUGCUUUAGUCGAGGAACAUCACAGCAGUUUACUUUUUAAACUGAGUACACUUUUAAAACUCAUUAAAAUGCACAUUAAAUAAACAGAAAUACACUAAAAAAAAGUCAUGCAGAAGCUCCGAUUACCACCACUUAAAGCUGCAAGAUAAGAAAAAUAAGCAGAUUUGCUGUUUUAGGUCAUUUUUUUGAAAGUUGAAAACAUCAUUUUAAGUUGGUUUGACUUAGUAUUGUUGCUUCAACUUAAUAUUAGUUGUAAUUUAAAGUCAAAUUUCUGCAUCAGUUAAUAAAACUGGCUACAUUUUUCUUCUUUUUCUAACUUUAAACAGUGGAAUAAUUUUUUUUUUUCAAAUCUGCAAACUUAAAAUUUUGUUUUUUAAUACAUAACACUUUAAAAACUUUAAAUAAAGUAAAAAAAAAUUGUUAAAACCAACUUAAAAUGUUGCAUUUCUGCUGCAAGCAGCUCAUUAAUUUCAUCAGAAGUCGUCUAAACUCAGAAUCAUCGAUGCAAACUGUUGUUUUUUUGUGUGUUUGGAGCCCAGACGUUGCGUUUUCAGAGUGUAUCGCUGUUCUGCUGCUCCGUAGACGACCUCUGACCUCCGGCAGGAACGUCAACAAAGCAGCACUUGUUAGCAGCAGAGCAUUAAAGGAGAACACUUAUAAUCCACAGAAUAACUUUAAUCCCGUCGACGCUUUAUAAUCUGAAAACUGGCUGCUGUUUCCUGUAAAAGGUCGAAUGAAGCUUAAUGCACGUUUAAAGUUCUGUAAAAGCUCUUUUAUGAGGCGGUAAAGUGGAGUUAGACGCAUCGAAACAAACCGACUAACAGAAGGACUCUAAAACAGAACGACUCGACGAUCUGAAGCAGGGGUGUCAAACUCAUCUCAGUUCCACAUUCAGCCCAAUUUGAUCGCAAGUUUCCAGUAAAAUCACAGCAAAACAACCUUUAAAUAACCACAACUUCUAAUGUUUACUUUCAGAAAAGAGCCAAAAAAUUAGACCAAAAAAAAGACAAAAAAUUCACAAAUGACGCAAACAAGACAAAAAUGACAAAAGCAAGAAACAAAAUGACAAAAAAGUAGACAAACAACACAAGCGAGACAAAAGCUAAACUCAAGAUGACAAAAACGCGAAAAUAAAUGGCACAAAGCAAAACAAAAAAGAGACAAAAAGUUACAAAGCACCAAAAAAAUUGACAAACGACAAAAACAAAAACACAAAUGACACAAAUGACACAAACAAGACGAAAAAUGACAAAAAACACAAGCGAGACAAAAAGAAACAAAAUGACAAAAACACGAGACAAAACAACAAAAGUCAAACAAAAAGAUGAAAAGAAACAACAAAAACAAGACAAAACAUGACAAAAAUGAGGCACAAAACGACAAAAAAAUGAGACAAACGUCACGAAACAAAAUAGAAGAGAAAACAUUUGACAAAAAAGUUACAAAGUGACAAAAAAAAUGGACAAACGACAAAAAUGAGACAAAUAAGAAAAGUCAGACACAAAACAACUUGUCAUGGUCUAGAAAUGAUUUUAAAUUUAUACUUUUACUGAUUUACAAUCUGCAGUUAAUGUCUUCUCUGUAGUUUUUACACGUUGACGGCUGGAUUGGACCCUCUGGAGGACCACUUUUGGACCACGGGCCUCAUGUUGGACACCCCUGCUCUAAAGGUUUUAGCAUCGAUGUCUUCCUCAGAAACUUUUAUUUAACCGUCUUCAAGCUGCGUCACACUUUAUCCUCUGAAACUUUUGUGCAGCUGUUCCAGGAUUAUUUAAAAUUCUGAUUCACAACUUUUUAAAGAUUUAAAAUGACACAAAAUCUAAAACCUGCAUCGAGUGUUCGUGUUUCUGAGCAUUUCAAGCUAAACUGCUGCUUUCCUGCUGUGUGGGGUUAAAUUUGGAUGAUUUUAGAGCCGAGAAAGAUGAAAAAUAGGUGUUAAUAAGACUAAUAAUUAGUUUUGUAAAGCCAGUUUAUUUAUUUACACCCAGGUUUGAACCAGGCGGCUCGUGUUUCUCAAAAAUGAUGUUUCUCUUCAACAAAACUGCACAAGGAGACGUAUUUUCUGCUGCUUACACUCAAAAAAGUGCUUCCUGUUGGCACAACUUCAUUAAAUAAAUGGUUGCAAGAUAGAAAUAGAAACACUUUUAAGUUUCAAACACUAUUUUGACGUUUUGUUGACAUAAUAAUGUUUCAUCAACUUCAUAUUUUCUGUAAUUUCAACUCAGAUUUCUGCAUCAGUUGAUUUAAAACUGAAAUUAAGUUGAUGAAACUCAACAAAAUUGGAUUAAUAACUUAUUUGUUCUUCCUCUUGAGUUCAGGAUUUCUGCUAUUUUAACAACUAUGGACAAUUUCAAUGAGUUCAUACUAAAAAACUAAUUCCUCCAACUCAUCCUCCAACUCAAUUUAAUUUGUUGGUUGAACAUAAUUUAGUUAGAAGUCGUCCGAAUUCAAAAAGAUUGAUGCAAACUGUUAAUUUUUGAAGUCUUGAAGGAAAUAUGUUUUCUGCUGUUUAAAUGGACGAUUACAGGAUAAAAAUCCAAUUAUCCAGAUCACAUGUUUCUUCUCUUAUCAACAGAUUUAUGCAAAAAUGUUUAAUGCACAUCAGACGUCACAUUUGUGGCACCUUUGAGCUUCCACAGUUGAGUUACUGUAGCAGUUUAAACAGAAAUAAAUGAAAAAAUCUGUUUUUUACAGCUCUGUAACUGCUUCAACCAGCUCUGUUGGUGUAAAAUUUAGUCUGGAUGAAGCCAAGAAAGACGUAAAACCGAGUGUUAAUUCAACUAAAAGCUGAUUUAAAAAAAUAUAUUUAUUUUUUGGACAUGCAAAUGCAUUUGAGCUUGUAGGAAACAUGUUUUUUGGUAUUUAAAUAGAUGAUCAACUUGCAGGAUAAGAAUCCAAUUAUUCAGAUUGCAGAUUUCUUACAAAAUAUGUAAAAUGCACAUCAGAGGUCAUGUUUGUGGCGUCUUUGGGCUUCCGUAGAGUGUAAUUUUAUCAUUUUAAACAGAAAUAAGUGAGGAAAUUGUCCUUGUUUGUUGCACAAACGCCUGUCGGAUGUUAAGAUGCUUUUGGGCGACUCAGCCGUAAAACUGCAUUAAUGUUUUUUUUCAUUGAGCCCAAAUCGUUUUACUGCAGCUCUUUUUUAUCCAGAUAAUUGUAAAUGAAUCCUGAUAAUCCAGAAAAUGGAACAGAAGCUUCAAACGUGUUGUAAAAAGUGUAUUUUUUAACCCAAACUGUGAUAUUUUGGUGCUUAAAUUUAACCAAACAGCGAGUAAAAACAAUGAAAUGUCACUACAACCUGUUGCAAAAGUGUUCUUUCAAAGUAAAAGUCUUUUAUAUUUCCUUUAAAAAGAAGACUGAGGAUGCAGAUUAGCUGAGUAUGAAUGUGACUUUUUGAGUGAAUAAGGUUGGAACUGUGGGUUUAAAGCCAGAAAAGGUUGGUUUAGUUUGGUGUUUUCCUGUUUAAACGGCUCCUGAAAUAAUAAGAUCAGAACAAAUAUUAUUUUGGCUUCUGUUUAAAGAGAAACUCCAACAAAAACUUAGCAGGUGUUUAAAUCAUGAGACAGAUAAAAAAACUCAUUUAAGAAGAAGCAGAAGCUGAAAUAUUUAGAUUUUUUAGUCUGUAAAUGUGGUUUACAAUCUGUAAAUAGUGGAUUUUAACUUAAAUAAACAUUACAUAAGUCAAUACAACCCUGCAAGAUAAAAAAUCAACUUACAUGCCCAUCAGAAGUCACAUUUGUGAUCUCUUUGGGCUUCCAUACAAUGCUAUUUUAGCAGUUUAAACUAUCAGAACAACCCUGCUGCCCCCCCAAAAAUCCAUUUAUACAAAACUAAACAGCAUUUUAAUUAAUUGUAUAUUAGAAUGCAUUUCCUCCCUGAAAGUUAAAACCAGGCGUAAACUAACCGUGACGUCACCCGUUGGUUUCAACGUCGAGAAAAUGAAGCCCGGAUUUUGCUACUUCCUGGUCGCCGUUUUGGAUUUUUUGGAGCCAGUGAUGUAAAAAGCGUCAUCAAACAGACUGGACCGGAGAGCAACUAGGGGCAGGAUUGGCUGAGGACUCUCUUAUCCCGCCCACAUUUUACCGCAGAGGCUUCUGUUGCUGUCUAUCAAGUAUAGCCACGCCCCCUGGCUCCGCCAACUUUAACGAUUUAUUUAAAAUUCAGUAUUGAUUUAUUUUAAGAUCGGCCACCUGAUCUCUCAUUUUGACCAUGAAAACUAACGGGGAAAAAAAUCCUGAGCUGUAGAACAUCAGUCUAUCAAAUUUUAUUUUUUCCAAAAAUGAAUUGGGGUCUAUGGAGAAAAAGCUUUUUGGAGCCAACCCUAGCGGACGGCGGGAUAUUGCAAGUUUUUGACACUUCUGGGUUGGCUUCAAUUCUGGAGCCAGAUGCUACGUCCACUUUAUAUACAGUCUAUGGUUAAAACUGUAACAUAGCAGGAAGUUUUUGUCCAAUUUAGCACUUUUAUUCUUGAAAUUAUGGUUAAUUUUUACUCCCUGUUUGGUUAAAUUUAGGUACAAAAACUACUUUUUUGGAAAAUAUCUGGCUUUAGUUGACACUUUAACAUUAAGAACACCUGUUAGGAGCACCAAAAUGAUGAGGUUAGUUUUAGGAAAGUGGGAUGUUUUGGGUUAAAAUACGACAGUUUUAGUCCAUAUUUGAAGCUUUUUCUCCGUUUUCUGGGCUACCACAGCGACACGUUCAUCUAAUAAAUGAUGAAAAGGUAAAAAAAACUUGAUUUAAAUAUUACUUGUGAUAAAUUACAAACAUAAUGCAGCAGAAAAUCAGUUUCCUUUACAUUAAGACUGCAGCUCAGUCGUAUAAGAAGCUGUUUUUAUUGUGGUAAAUUCUUAAAAACAGGAAACACUUAAAAAAUCACUAUAAUACAGAUUAAAUAAACAUAAAUACACUAAAAAAAAAGUCAUGCACAAGCUCCUGUUCUCACCACUUAAAGCUCCAAGAUCAGAAAAAUAAUCAAAAUUGCCACAAAAAAGUUUCAAACAUCAUUUUAAGUUGGUUUGACUCGAUAAUGUUGCUUCAACUGAAUAUUAGCUGUAAAUUAAACUCAAAUUUCUGCAUUAGUUGAAGUAAUUUAAUAAAAUUAGCUAAAUUCUUUUUCCUAUUUUUAACAGUGGAAUAAUUGCUUUUUUCAAAUUUGCAAACUUAAAAACUUGUAUUUAUGCACAAAACAAAUAAAAAUACCAUAAAUAAUGUGAAAAUAUUCGUUAAAAGCAACUUAAAAUCUUGCAUUUCUGCUCCCAAGUAUUCUUCAGCAGCUCGUUUUUGUUUGUUAAUUUCAUCAGAAGUCGUCUAAACUCAGAAAUAUUUACUUCCCAGCAGCUUCCUGAUCGAUUUGAUCGUCGUGUCCCUUUAAACCUGCGUCUGGAUUAUCGUUGGAGCGUCGGUUUGGCAGCUCAGAGCGCUUUUUGUUUCCUGGAAAAGCUUCUUACUCAACAGCGGCCGACAAGAAAAGCCUCAUAUUUCUAUCAGCGUCGAGGAAUCGCUUCCGCUUCGGCCGUUGUGUAACAAAAACAUGUGAAUCUGAACAUCUGUAGCGUUUCUAAUCAGCACAUCCAUGCAAAAUGUAUAAAAUGCACAUUAGAAGUCACAUUUGUGGCGUCUCUUGAAUUCCGUAUUCGUCGCUAAAGGAUGCAGGCGUUUUAAUUUUCCAUUUGCUGGGUUUAAAAACUGAACAUCUGGUGUUUGCAGCUCAUUUUCAGCCGUUCCAGGAUUGUUCAGUGUGUUGAUUAGCAACUUUAUGAAGCUUGUGACCCUUUAAAAUGACAUAAAAAUCAAAAAUCAGCGUCAUGUGUGGAUAAUUGUGUGAACAUUUCAAGGUAGCAAACACAAACCUGCUCUGGUGUUGGUAAAUCUGGGUAAUUAGAGAGUCUGGAGGAAGCAGAGAAAGAUGCAAAAAGAAGUGUUAAUUAAACUAAUAACCCAUUUUAUAAAGUAUAUUUAUUUAUUAUACGGUAGUGUUGCUCAUUUAAACCGAUGAUUCAAAAAAGAAAAGUUGUAUUACCUUUGCUGACAUGUUUCCUCAGAGGUUUAAAUAAGCAACGCUAUUGUACAGUAAUGAACGACAAAAUGAACCCAAUCCAACUAUAUUUAUUUAUUUAUUGGACGUCCAAGUUGGGAAAAAUCAAUCCUGUUUCAGAAAGUUACAUCCAGUCUGGAAGGAAACAUGAUUUCUGCUGUUUUACACUCAAUCAAUUAAUUAAAUGGACGUUUACAAGAGAAAAAUCCAAUUUAAUGCCCAUCAGAAGUCAUAUUUGUGGCCUCUUUGGUCUUCCGUAGAAAUAUUUUUGCAGUUAAAACAGAAAUAAAUGAAUGAAUCUGGUUUCUGUAACUGCUUUAGCCUGCUCUGUUCGUGUUAAAUUUAGUUUGAAAGAAGCAGAGAAAGAUGCAAAAGCGAACUAAUAAUUAAUUUUAUAAACUGCAUUUAUUUAUUGGACACCCAAGUUGGGGAAAAACAUUCCCAUUUCUCAAAAAAUUACAUCCAGUCUGGAAGGAAACAUGUUUCCUGCUGUUUAAAUGGAUGGUUACAGGAUAAAAAUCCAAAAUUCAGAUAAUACGUUUCUUCAUUCAUGCAAAAUCUGCAAAAUGCACAUCGGACGUUACAUCUGUGGCGUCUUUGGGCUUCCGUAGAGUGUUAUUUUAGGAGUUUAAACAGAAUAAAUGAGUAAAAUGUCCUUGUAUGUGGCACAAACACCUGUGGGAUGGUUCUCAGAUGCUUUUGGGAGCCUCAUACAGCUGCAGGAGGAACUAUUUUCAGCCUCGGCUCACUUUGGAUCCUAGAAAUAGCUGCUGUAGUUUAACGUCUGCUCUCAGACCUGCUGGGAUGUCUCACAUUCAGAGGAGUGCUUUCACUGUGUGUCUUCGUCAGGAUGUCGUGACGUCGGUUCUUCCAUGUUCGUCCAGCUGUAAAAGAUGAAAACUGUUUCUGCAGGACCUUUAGGAAGCUUCAUGGCUCCACGUUAUCGCACGACUGUUAGUGUUGAAAUAAACGGUGAAUUAUGGAAUCA
Acanthochromis polyacanthus (spiny chromis) is the source of this 9363-nucleotide messenger RNA. It is a transcript of the gene rassf10a, whose product is annotated as Ras association domain family member 10a. Gene Ontology annotation, biological process: signal transduction. The transcript has a single exon. Bases 646 to 2061 code for a protein of 471 amino acids. The record is from RefSeq and is a predicted model, not a curated record. Lineage: Eukaryota; Metazoa; Chordata; Actinopteri; Pomacentridae.